AUGUCAAAUCAAUCAAAAAUAACAAAAUGUUUAUUUGAUCGUUCAAACAAGGAUUCGAGUCCUCUUUCUCGUUUUGUCUUCUCAUUUCUGCGUGCUGUUGAUCCAUAUCUGCAAUAUCUCUUACUUUUUCAGGGAUAUGGUCAUCAAAUUCUCUCCAAAGCUAAUAUUGUCACCACUUCAGCUGGACCUAAAGGGACAGUUCUAGUCAUUAUGGCAGCCGGCUGUGCCAUAAAACAGAUUAUUAACAUGGCCUACAUUUUGGAAGCAAAAAUAUCUUUUUCUGGUGUGAUAGCCAUAUGUAUCUAUAAUACAAUACUCAAUUCUCUUGCUUCAUUAUCAUCUUUAAUUUAUAGUCCAUCGAAUGAAUUAGGCAGUUUACAAUAUGUUGGCAUUUCUAUGUUUACUGUAGGUAUUUUUACUGAACUGAUUUCCGAACUUCAACGUAAACAAUUCAAAGAUAAGCCAGAAAAUCAGGGCAAACUCUAUACUGGUGGUUUAUUUUCUCUCGCACGUCAUAUUAAUUACGGUGGCUACACACUAUGGCGCACUGGACUGGCUCUAACAAGUGGAAAUUACUGGUUAGCAGCCUUACAAUUCACAUGGCAUAUGUGGGAUUUUACGAAAAGAGGUGUGCCCGAAUUAGGAGAUUAUUGUAGCAAGAGAUAUGGCGAAGAUUGGAAGAAGUACUCACGUAAUGUUCCAAAUAUUUUGUUUCCUUAUGUUUGGUAA
Messenger RNA from Rotaria sp. Silwood1, 729 nucleotides. NCBI's taxonomy places the organism in Eukaryota, Metazoa, Rotifera, Eurotatoria, Philodinida, Philodinidae. The record is from the annotation of a GenBank genome assembly.